UAUCUCCCGGAUCAACAUGCCGCUAACGCCCGUGGUCUAGUCUCUACAAAGACGUGUGUGUAUUUUUAUGCCCCAAAAGCCUGGAGCCAAACCCCCCGGCGACGAUCGCUCUCUUCCUCCGAGGAGUUCCCCCCCUCUCUCUCUCACACACAGUGGCAGUAAUGGGGAGAACGAAGCAACUCCCGAGCAGGUCCCGCAAACGCACGAAGCAGCAUCAGCAGUCGAUGGCGGGAGGGAGUUCACCGGCGACAUCUUCUCGCUCCGCUCGUGGGAAGAGGACGAGCGAAUCAGACGCGCCUCAAGGGACUCCAAGCCAAUCACGGCGGCGUUACAGGCACAGACCAGGGGUUCUGGCACUCCGUGAGAUCCGGAGGCUUCAGAAGUCAUGGAAGCUGCUUAUUCCUAUGGCUCCCUUUGUCAGACUUGUAAGGGAGAUUACUAAUUUCUAUUCAAAAUAUGUAUCUCGUUGGACCCCUGAAGCUCUGAUCGCAAUUCAGGAGAUUUGUCCAAUUGCUUCAGGCAACAGAAACUUAUAUACAAGGGUUGUUUGAGGAUGCUUAUCUGUGUACUAUUCAUGCUAAACGUGUUACACUCCUGAUUUUAGACUAUCACAAUAGAGAAGAACAUCUUCAAAACAGCUAAAAUAGAUAAGUUCAGGAAAGUGUUUUUUCAACUUAUGGUAAUUCAAAUUAACAGUUGUUUGAUUCAGUAGACAUGGGUAUAUAUUUGCAUGGGCAUGCAUACAAUAGGCUCAAACAUGUAUGUUUGUUUUUGUAGGCUCUGCUUGAAUGUAAAAUAACCGGAUCCACCCCCACACCCAUUUGAGUGUGCCUGAUCCUGUACAUAGACACCCAAGAGUAUCCCUGAUGAUAAAUAUGUUUACAUAAGAGCAAAAGGAUUUACAGCUAGCAAGGCGGAUCUGUGGCAGAAGACACUGGUGAGACGAGAAAAACAAGUUCUUCACUUUUUUGGCCACAUGAAAAGAGGAUGCUUACAGAAUCAAAUAGAAGGCUCUCAAGAACUAGCGGUUGGCCGCGUUUGCUAUCGAUCGAUGCCAUGAGGCUAAAAGGAAAAACUAGCCUAAGCUGAUUGAUUUCUGACUCCUGAAACUAUUUUGUGGUUUGAGGCGAACUUGUGGAGUUUUGAGUUUGUUUGAGCUGGACGAGGUUUGUGAGUUUGAAUACAUAUAUAUAUAUAGGAACUACACAAAAUUUAAAAAAGAAAGAAUUAUCUGAGAUAAUCA
Musa acuminata AAA Group (dessert banana) is the source of this 1243-nucleotide messenger RNA. Its product is annotated as histone H3.3. Gene Ontology annotation, molecular function: protein heterodimerization activity; DNA binding; structural constituent of chromatin. NCBI's taxonomy places the organism in Eukaryota, Viridiplantae, Streptophyta, Magnoliopsida, Zingiberales, Musaceae. The transcript has 8 exons. The coding region runs from base 162 to 551 and encodes 129 amino acids. Gene Ontology annotation, cellular component: nucleosome; nucleus. The record is from RefSeq and is a predicted model, not a curated record.